Suillus subalutaceus is the source of this 231-nucleotide messenger RNA. RefSeq lists its product as uncharacterized. The annotation marks the transcript as partial. Lineage: Eukaryota; Fungi; Basidiomycota; Agaricomycetes; Boletales; Suillaceae. The transcript has a single exon. The record is from RefSeq and is a predicted model, not a curated record.
UGCAAUCAAAUCAGAGGCUUAAUGUUUGAUAAAGGUUUGCCUAACUUUUAUAUUACAAUCAAUCCUGCAGAUGUGUAUAAUCCUAUUGUCAAAUUCUUGGCAGGCAGUGAGAUAGAUAUUGAUGACAUGUUGCCAAACGAGGUACCCGAAUAUUGGCAACAGUCCAUCUUGGUCACUCAUAAUCCGAUAGUAGCUGCAAGGUUUUUUAAUUUGUAUAUCAAGUCGUUUCUU